GGACACCGUUCUCGUCUCUUUGUCUCCACCAGUCAGAGCCUCCUCCUCUCCGUAGUCUCAUUCCGUGUCUCUCUCUCCAUCAGCAGCGGUCUGGAUGCUUGCAGGGACAGAAACAUGGCUGUGAAUCUCGGCAAGAACAGACUGGCCCUGCUGACCGCCUACCAGGACGUCAUUGACGAGACCUCGGACACCGACUGGGCCUUGUACACAUAUGAGGAUGACAGCAAUGAUUUGACACUGGCAUCAUCAGGAGGAGGCGGUCUGGCAGAGAUCACGCUGACCUUUGACAGCGCCAGGGUGAUGUACGGCUUCUGCAGCCUGAAGGAGCCCACUGCCGCUCUGCCACGAUACAUCCUCAUCAACUGGGUGGGGGAAGAUGUGCCAGACGCCAGGAAGUGUGCCUGUGCCAGCCACGUGGCCACCAUCGCAGACUUCUUACAGGUCAGACCUACCACGGGGGUGGAGGUCACCGUGAACGCCAGCAGUCUGGACGACAUCGACCCGUCAGCCAUUGGGCAGCGGCUGACCAACGGGACGGCGGUGGUGGCUAGUCCGGUCCUGAGCCGCCUGAAAACCAGAGAGGAAGAGCACAGAGACGUGGGCACGGUGUACGAGAAGACCAAUGCAGAGGUGGAGAUGAAGAAAAUCAAUAGAGAGGAGUUUUGGGAGCAGGCCAAGCGCGAGGAGGAGGUGAGGAAGGAGGAGGAGAAGAAGAAGGCAGCAGAGGAGCGGCAGCGCUUCGAGGAGGAGCGUAUGGAGCUGGAGAGGAAAGAGCAGGAGAGCCGGGAGCAGCGGUACCGCGAGAGGGAGAGGCAGAUCGAGGAGCACAGGAAGAAGUUGCAGGAAGAGGAAGAGGCCAAAGAGAGGUUGCGGAGCCAGACCACCAUUGCAGCAGAGCUGAGCAUCGACGAUCUGAACCUGGAUAAGAAAGAGACUGAGGUGGAGGAGGCGAAGGCCAUCAUCGCUCAGCGGUCAGGAAACCCUCGGGAGUUUUUCAAGCAGAAAGAGAGAGCCAUGACCAUCAGCGUCGACACCUCACCCGUCUCCAUCCACAGGACCGGCCGCUUGGACAGCCCGUUCUUGAAGCAGCAGCACAGUCCCAGCAGCCCCAGUCCGACUCCCCCACCCUGGGGCGCCUCGCCCCUCCGCACCCCGCCACACGCACGGACGCAGCCCGCCGCUGCCGCCGGGGACGAUGUCGAUGAAGCAAGCACAGAGCACAACAUGGCCGCGGUGUCGCCCAUUCCUAAAAUAGUCACCACGUCCAUCAAAGAGGACUUCUGCAGGGAGGAGGAGGAGGACUGCAGAGACGAGUGGGAUUCGGUGCCGAAGCAGGAGCAGAAGCCACCGGUCCAGGAGUCGGCCUCCGCCAAGCCCGUGCAGAGCGUCGCCCCGCAGGCCCGCGACUCCUCCGACUUCUCUGUGUGGGAGUCCGGGACAGACAGCCUGGUCAACCUGUGGGACAGUAGCUCCGGCCCUCCCCCCAACCCCUCCCAGACCUCCGGGUCCUCUAAUCUGGUGGACCUGAUGGGCGACGCUGCCCCGCCCAGCGCCUCCGCCCCCAGCGCCAAGCCUCAGCCCCUCCUCAGCUUCGACGACAUGGUGGACGGGACCUUCUGCUCGGCCACCGUCGCCGAGGACGACCCCGCCAGCCUUGUGGACGUGACAGGCCCUGAUCAGAUGACCCUCAGCUACCAGCAUGCACUGCAGCAUGCGUCCGCGGAGGGGAAGGAGCUGGAUGAUGUUCAGCUGCUGUUGACCAAUGGCGAGACACUGCUGAAAGAAGGCACUCAGGCCAGUGAGGGCUAUUUCAGCCAAUCACAGGAGGAAGAAUUUGGCCAACCAGAGGAGUCCUCAGCUAAACCUGCGCCUGUCUUUUAUAACAAGCCACCAGAGAUUGACAUUACGUGCUGGGACACGGACCCCGUGGUCGACGACGACGACGACUAACCGGCCAAUCAGAAACGACCACCGGACCAAGAGGAAGUAGGAAGUGCGCUUCAUGAAGAAACUGAUUUUUUUUUUUUUUUUUUUUCUAAAAAACAAAACACCAACAAACAAACAAAAAAAGGAAUAAUAAUAACAAAUCUUGCAUCAAAAGUACUUCUGUAUUAUCUUUUAGAGGAAAAUAAAACAGUAGCCACCGAGAAAAAGUUAAAGGCGGGGUUUGAGGUAUCGUUAAAGGCGGUUUGAAGGCUCGGUUAUGGGUUUUUCUGUGUGUUGGUUAUUUUAUUUAUUUGUUUUUUUCUUUUUUUUUUUGCUAUGCAGAUGUAAUAGCUGGGAGCUGGGGGGAGGGCCUUUUGUUUGUAAAUGAUUUAUUACACAUUAACGUAGCGCACUGCUGCAUAUUAGACACAAUGAAGCCCAGUGUGUGGCAGGCAGCCGACACACUUAGUUUGUAGUGCUUUAAUAACACCCUAUAAAACUAAUACGGUGGAUCAUUACAGCUGCCAUGUAUAUCUCUUCACUCUGUUUCUUUUCUUACCUCUUUUUCACCUCCCUCCUUUCUUCUGCCUUCCUCCCAAAAUAUCCAGAAAUAUUCACCUCGGCAAGUCAGUUAAUCUUGGAUUUAGCCCUCGCUUUAUUGGGGGGAAAAAAGGUGAAACAUUUUAUUUAUUGUGGUGUAUCUGAACCUCUGUCACUAACAGCUGAUGCGAUCCUGAAGAAACCAUAUCCAUUCUCAAGAUAGAAUUCCUGAAAGAGUCAAACUGUGGCUCGUUUUUUAACCUUUUUUCGCUCCUUUUGUAUGAUUUUAAGACUGAAUUCAAGAUUAAAUGGCUUGUAAAUCUGUA
Perca fluviatilis (European perch) is the source of this 2792-nucleotide messenger RNA. RefSeq names its product drebrin 1 (gene dbn1). NCBI's taxonomy places the organism in Eukaryota, Metazoa, Chordata, Actinopteri, Perciformes, Percidae. Gene Ontology annotation, cellular component: postsynaptic membrane; plasma membrane; dendrite. The transcript is spliced from 15 exons. The record is from RefSeq and is a predicted model, not a curated record. Gene Ontology annotation, biological process: positive regulation of axon extension; positive regulation of dendritic spine morphogenesis; neuron projection morphogenesis. The coding region runs from base 115 to 1950 and encodes 611 amino acids. Gene Ontology annotation, molecular function: actin filament binding.